This is a messenger RNA of Hemibagrus wyckioides, 1028 nucleotides long. RefSeq names its product chymotrypsin-like protease CTRL-1. The record is from RefSeq and is a predicted model, not a curated record. Gene Ontology annotation, biological process: proteolysis. Bases 108 to 890 code for a protein of 260 amino acids. The transcript has 7 exons. NCBI's taxonomy places the organism in Eukaryota, Metazoa, Chordata, Actinopteri, Siluriformes, Bagridae. Gene Ontology annotation, molecular function: serine-type endopeptidase activity.
GGUGUGCUGGAGCAUAUUGACAUUUUCCCAGCUGUAUCAGCUUCUACAAGCACUAUAAAGCCAGUGUCCAAUCCUCUGAGGAAACACGAUAGUAUCUUGAGUGCACAAUGCUGUGGAUCAUUAGUUGCCUUGCUCUUGUGGCAUCCACACUAGGGUGUGGAGUGCCAGCAAUUAAGCCUCAAGUCAGUGGCUACAACAGGAUUGUGAAUGGUGAGAACGCAGUGUCUGGAUCAUGGCCCUGGCAGGUGUCACUCCAGGAUUCAACUGGUUUCCAUUUCUGUGGAGGAUCCCUCAUCACCCAGUACUGGGUCGUCACUGCUGCCCACUGCCGUGUGACACCUUCAAGACAUGUUGUUGUCCUCGGCGAGUACAAUCGCGCAUCUAAUGCUGAGCAAAUUCAGAUCAAGUACAUUUCCAAGGCUAUCACCCACCCCUACUACAACAGUCAGAACUUCAACAAUGAUAUCACCCUGCUGAAGCUGUCCACUCCAGCUCAGUUGACCACCCGUGUGUCUCCUGUGUGCUUGGCUACAUCUAGUACCAAUGUUUCUGCUGGUACACGCUGUGUAACCACCGGCUGGGGCAAAACCGCUUUCACAUCAAGCCCCAGUAUUCUGCAGCAGACUGCCCUGCCCAUACUGAGCUUAGCACAAUGCCAGCAGUACUGGGGCAACAGGAUCUUCGAUUCUAUGAUUUGUGCUGGAGCUUCUGGUGUCUCCUCUUGCCAGGGUGAUUCUGGUGGCCCUCUGGUCUGUGAGAAAAGUGGUGUCUGGCAUCAGGUUGGAAUUGUGUCUUGGGGAACAUCCAAUUGCAAUGUGCGCGCCCCUGCAGUCUAUGCCCGUGUCUCGUACCUGCGUAGCUGGAUUGACCAGACCGUUGCCACCAAUUAGACUGCCAGCUGCUUCAUGGUGACCUAAAGGAUCACAUUACAGUAUGUUCCUGUGUUGGAGCAUACAUGGCCGUGGCAACAACCAAGGUUGCUUUCCAACAGUGAAGAAAUUCCUAAUAAAAGUUUAAGACGCAAACCA